Molecule: messenger RNA, 420 nt
Organism: Anopheles darlingi
Lineage: Eukaryota; Metazoa; Arthropoda; Insecta; Diptera; Culicidae
Product: mitochondrial import inner membrane translocase subunit Tim10B
Exons: 2
Coding region: 89-406 (105 amino acids)
Cellular component (GO): mitochondrial intermembrane space chaperone complex
Source: RefSeq, a predicted model, not a curated record
AUUCAGCUUGCCGUUUUUACUUCGAUUCUUCACAAAGUUCCACAAAAAACCACAAAAAACCACAAAAAAACACAAAAAACCACGGAAAAUGGACUACGAAAUGAGAAAUAUCAAGGACUUCCUGCAGCUGUACAACCGGAUUACGGAUUUGUGCUUCAACUCGUGCGUUGAUAACCUUUUCGGCCGGGAUUUAACGCACCAGGAGAUCUCGUGUGCCGAUAACUGCGUCAGCAAGUUCACCAACGUUAACCAGCGAUUACUGCAGGUGUACAUGGGCGUUCAGACGGACAUCAAUCAGCGAAGGAUGGCCGAUAUGGAGGCACAGCAGGCAAAACUAUUAGCCGAAGCCCAACAGGCAGAAACGGCCUCUCAAGUCGCGACGAGCUCCGAGGCGGCCGUCGUGUGAUCGCACUUCACAUU